AUGGGUAUUGGUAUUACUAAAAUUACCUCUGGAAUACGUUCACAUUCUGAGUUACUUAUUGCUGAUGGAUUAUAUUCAAUAGCUGAAGGUAUUGCAUUAAUUGGUGUACUUUUCGCUUUACACUACUCGGAAAAAGAAGCGAGACAGAAAAAUAAUACAUUUGGAUGGACUCGCCUUGAACUGUUAGCCGGCUUAUUGCAAGAAGUUUUGCUUCUCUCCAUAUCAAUAAGUAUAAUUGUUGAUGCUAUAAACAAGUUAACUAAUCCAAAUCGUAUUCAAGAUCCAUUCUCCAUGAUAGUUCUAGGAUCGAUAAGUGCUAUCAUUGGCAUAUUAGGAAUGUUUAUGUUUCGAGGUUAUGAUCAUGAUCAUAAUACAAAACAUGAAAUAACAGAGCGAAGGAAAAUUGAUUUUAUCUAUAGUGUUCGUGAUCGAUUAAACACUAUUGAGACUAGUCAUCAUUGCCACUCAAUUAGUGAAACAAUUGUAAAUACACUUAUUGUACCUGAUGAAAAUCUUUCGGUGAUUGGCAAAAGUGACAAUUUCAAUCUUUCUUCUUCACAUGUUGUUCAAACUAAUUAUUUGAAUGAUGGUGCUGAAUUUGAAGAGUCAAGAAUCUAUGCAACAUUUCAUGCACUAAGUAUGCAUUCAUUCGCUAUUCUAUUAGAAUCGUUAAUUGUGUUAUUAUCCGGAUUAUUGAACAAAUUUGUUCCGAAUCAUGACCAUUCUGGAAAAGAAAUUAAUUUGUGGUUGAAAUAUCUUGAUCCAUCCCUCACGUUACUUAUGGUAGUCAUUAUUGUUACUAGAGGUGUUCCCGUUGUUUGGUCAUUGAGUCGUAUUAUGACUGAAGCCGUUCCUGCUGGAAUAAAUACGGAUAAAUUGAUACAAACGAUUUUACACGAUAUACCUGGAAUUAGAGCUUUACAUAAUCUUCAUGUUUGGAGGGUUACUGCACGACAUGUGUUUGCUACAGUUCAUGUAGUUUGUUAUGAAAAUGUAUCAUUAAGUGUAUGCACGGAAAAUAUUGGGCGUCGAAUACAAAAAAUAUUUGAAUCACAUUAUAUUCGACAUUUUACAUUACAGUUUGAAUAUGUUAGUAAUAAGAGCGAUAUAAAUGAAUGUGUUUAUGGUGUAAGAGGUCGAAAAACUGGACACGAAUCAUCGACAAAUAGCGCGAUAAAGGAAAGAAAAGAUACUGUAUUACCAAAAUUUCUCGUUGAAACAUUAUAG
Didymodactylos carnosus is the source of this 1227-nucleotide messenger RNA. The record is from the annotation of a GenBank genome assembly. NCBI's taxonomy places the organism in Eukaryota, Metazoa, Rotifera, Eurotatoria, Philodinida, Philodinidae.